CGGUGAAAGGGCGCGUGUUUUAAAAUGCACAAUAACAACAAACAUUUUUUCCAGAUUUAAUGAACAUUUUUGUCGGUCAUACAUAUACGCAGAAUAAAUUACGCAUGUAUUAAAUAUUCAACAAAUUUCUCAUUGUUGACUAGAAGGUUAAAACACCAUAUUAUCCCAGUUACCUAUUUCGGACUAAUCGCGCACUUCCUGAUGCAAUAGAAGUCGACCAAAAUGGAAAUAGACGACCAAAGUGUGUGGUGUUACCUCCCAUAUCCCGGUCUGAUAAACAUCUUCCAAUAUUUAAACUACAAGGAUCUUAUAUCUGCCAGUGCAGUCUGCCAAAACUGGUUCGAAGCCAGCAGAAAUGAUAUGCUCUGGAAGGAACUAUUUUACAAAAACUUUUUGGUUGAUAGAUCAGUCACUAAUGUUCAAGGUAAAACUUGGUACCAAGAAUUUAAAAGGCUGUGCUAUAACAUACCGGUAGUACAAACUGAAACUCUAGAUAAUCAUGGAAAUCAAGUGUUGCAUGUUAGUUUCUCACACAAUGGAAAAUAUUUUGCCACUUGUUCCAAGGAUGGUUGCAUUAUAGUCUGGAAUUCAACGUACCCAGCUUCAGUCAAAUACUCAACAGACAUGAAGUCAUUUGCCUGGAAGUACACACAGUUCUCCCAGUUCAAUGAAACUGACACUUUACUCUUAGUAUCUGGUGUACAUUUUGGCACACCCCACAGCACUUCAGGAGAAAUUGCUGUGUUCAGUUUGCAGGAUGGUUUCCAACUUCAGUGCAGAGUGGUCAACAAACCGUAUGAUAUUUUUGGCACCUGGUACAGUGAUCAGUAUUUACUAUCUGGAGAUCUACACUGGUUGGCCCAUUUGGUCAGCUCGUCAUACUUAUGGCUGAACAAAGCAUCACAAGAAGCAGAUUCUGAACUUGUACCCAUCACACAUAGUUUAUAUAGGUUUUACAACAGAAAUGCUAGCUCAAUUAGGUCCAUAAUGAUUGCCAAUUGUCUGCCCAAUUCUGAAAAUGUCACAAAGGAGGAGACUGAGAGGGAAAGUGUGAGGAACAUGAACCAGGCUGCGAUUUUUGAGCACGGGAAUCCCGUCAGUCAUAGAGAGUUUAACAUGACAUGCACAAGUAGUAUGAGAGGCCCUGUGGAUACAAUUGCCAAUCCCAUUUGGUACAAUUCAGAGUACAGAAAAGUGGAAACAGAAUUAAAUGAGAAUAUGACUGAACAAGAGAAUGAUAAUGAUAUAGACAUGGAAAAUACUAAAGAUGAAAAAGAGGAGUAUGAUGAAGAGGAAGAUGAUGCCUCAGAUACUUCAACAGAGGACACAGAUAAUAUUGUUAAAAAUGAUAAAUAUUUGAUUUUUACAACAGGAUUUAAAACAUAUACUCCUCAUCAAAUAGGUAUAAAGAGGAUUAAACCGUUCGAAUUUCCGAAAAGGAUGGACUUAGGACCAUCCUUAAAAGAGAGAAUUUUGUUGCAAGAACAGAGAAAAGAACAAUUAAAGUCUGGGUCUCCACCUCCAGACCCAAACUGGCUAAACUUUGAUGAAGUAGCUGAUAAAUUCGACAAAGUUGACCAUUUAAUUGAUUUACACGGACAUAUAGUGGGAAUGGGCUUGAGUCCAGAUCACAGAUACUUAUAUGUCAACAGUAGGUCUUGGCCUGUAGGAUAUCAAAUUUCCAACCCUCUGGAUCCUCCCCCAAUUGCACAGGAGAUUGACAUUCACGUAAUUGAUUUGGUCACCUUAAAGCAAGUGGGAACGAUGUUGAGAGCACACAAAGCCUACACGCCCAACAAUGAAUGUUUCUUCAUCUUUUUAGACGUCUGCAACGAAUAUGUCGCUAGUGGUGCUGAAGACAAACAUGGGUACAUGUGGGACCGACACUAUGGCGUCUGCCUGGCAAAGUACCCCCACUCAGACGUGGUAAACUCCGUAGCCUUCAACCCUAAGGACCCGGAAAUGCUCGUUACCACCUCCGACGACAACAACAUCAAAGUCUGGCGCUCCAGGUCCAAAGUCAAGGAGUUAGGAUUGGACGUGGCGCAGUUCUCACAAGGAAUCGAAUUAAGGAAAGGCAGGAACUCGAAUCAGAAACUCAAAUUCAGCGUUAAGUGUUGGGAUCAGUACACGUUGUUAUGACACCCGCACAAUAACGGACCAUACGCAUUUUGUGUGUGAACCAUCAGUGUCUUUUUCUGCACUGUCUUUUUGCUAUAAACUGGUUUUAUUAUGUGAGUUUUAAGGAUAUAGUUGUUUAAGUCCUUAUAUUGGUCUUACUUAUACAAUUUUAUUUAUGAAUAGUAAAUAUAUAGGUAAUCCAGAUCAGUAAUUUGAAGUGUGAUGAUUGUAGGUAAUUAAAUUAAAAAAAAAGUUCCGAUUGGCGGUUUUCUAGUGUUCUUUCGCUAUAUGAAUUUUUGUGUGAAAUCUAUGUUUAGUCGAGUCAUUUCAGCGUAAUUGUCUGGGCUUUAUUUGAUAGUAUAAAUCCUGUUAAACAGUUGUGAUAAUAUUGCAAUAGUUUCUGACUGUAAUGAUAUUAAAUUUUAACUUAUUGAAGUGAUUUUUAAUAUACUAACAUAAGUUAAUGUUUCAAAAUAAAUUUGUGACAAAAUUGAAAGGAAAAAAAAAAUAAAAUUUUGUUAUUUGAUUAAUUUUGAAAACGAAUUUCAGGAGUUAUAUCUGUGAUUUGCUUCGUUUUAUAAUAAUGUCUUGUUAGCAUGCAGUCAACUAAUUAUAAAAUCUGUGUAAAACCGUCCAUAAUUCGGAUUGUUUUCUAUUAUGAAAUGAAAUAUUUAUUGAAUUUGCAUAUUUAUUGUAUAAUAAAUCAUUUUAGUUAAUAA
Molecule: messenger RNA, 2840 nt
Organism: Aethina tumida (small hive beetle)
Lineage: Eukaryota; Metazoa; Arthropoda; Insecta; Coleoptera; Nitidulidae
Gene: Fbw5
Product: F-box/WD repeat-containing protein 5
Exons: 7
Coding region: 223-2142 (639 amino acids)
Biological process (GO): protein ubiquitination
Cellular component (GO): Cul4-RING E3 ubiquitin ligase complex; SCF ubiquitin ligase complex
Molecular function (GO): protein binding
Source: RefSeq, a predicted model, not a curated record